Nematocida parisii ERTm1 is the source of this 375-nucleotide messenger RNA. RefSeq lists its product as uncharacterized. The record is from RefSeq and is a predicted model, not a curated record. Bases 1 to 375 code for a protein of 124 amino acids. The transcript has a single exon. NCBI's taxonomy places the organism in Eukaryota, Fungi, Microsporidia.
AUGAUAUGGAAAGUGCAGAUUCUGUCUAGAAACACUGGCGAGGGCUGGACACACUUAAAUACUAAUAAUUCCCUGGAAAUAAGAGUUGCCCUCAGAAGAAAUACAGUACGAAUAUACUUGAAAUUCUUCCGGUGCAGGGAAACUGUGGAAACAGUUAAAAUAUCAAAUAGCACAGUAGAAAUACAGCAGAAGUACUCAUCGCUGGGAAUAUUUACGAACAACAGGAAAAUCCAACUAAAGUUUGCUUCUGAGCAGGAAACACUUACUCUUCUAAACAAAAUAGUAUACGCGCAGCUGAUGUACACGCUUAGAAGAGGGCUCCAUGCAAUCACAAGAAAGCAUAAAAACCCUGGCACAUAUCAGACUAAAUUAUAA